CUGGACCAAUCGGAAUCAAUUGUGAAAUGUAAACGUGUCAUGGAGCAGAUGCAUAUAAACUCGCGGUAUAAUCCCCUCCGGAUUAAAUAGAGUAUUGAGUUUUGCACUGGAGGACAUGGUGGCAUUGGUUUAACUGGGAAAAAUCUGGGAUUUUAUUUUUUAACUGAUAACUGGUGGGACUGGUGAAUAAUGAGAGUUUUGAGGAUGAGGCGAAGUCGUACGGUGAAUGUCCUCAUUGGGCUGACAGUUGUGGUUUUAGUAGUUUAUGCUAUUUGUUCGAUAUUUUCGACAGAUCAUGUCAAUAAUAUUAAGGAUUAUUUGAGCGAGGGACUGCGAGGCAAAAGGGUCCCGCGCUUCAUAGAAGGCCUCGGCAACUUCGAGCCGCGCGACGUAAAGCCUCGAAAGGGUCCCGGUGAGGGAGGCAAGCCCCACGUCCUCCGCGACGACCAGCAAAACGACGUCCAACAAUCUGAAUCCGAUUAUGGGAUGAACAUGGUCUGCUCCGACGAGAUCUCCCUGGACCGAAGUAUCCCAGACAUGCGUCCGGGGGAGUGCAAGCACUGGGACUAUCCAGAGGAACUCCCAAAGACCAGUGUCAUCAUAGUAUUCCACAACGAGGGCUGGUCAGUCCUGCUGCGCACAGUCCACAGCGUGAUAAAUCGUACACCUCCCCAAUUCCUCGAGGAGGUGCUCCUCGUGGACGACUUCUCGGACAAAGAUAAUUUAAAGGCUGAGCUGGAGUCCUACAUCGAGAGGUGGGACGGUAAGGUUCGAUUGUUGAGGAAUUCCGAGAGACAGGGUCUGAUCAGGACUCGAUCCCGUGGGGCUAGAGAGGCGAGGGGAAAAGUCAUUGUUUUCCUGGACGCCCACUGCGAGGUCAACGUGAACUGGCUGCCACCGCUCCUGGCACCGAUCGCAGUCAGCCGCACUGUGAUGACAGUUCCAAUAAUCGAUGGCGUAGACCACAAGACCUUUGAAUACCGCCCUGUGUAUCAGGAGGGCCACCUGUACCGUGGUAUCUUCGAGUGGGGAAUGUUGUACAAGGAGAACGAGGUCCCCAAACGAGAAUUGAAGACUAGAUCCUAUUCCAGCGAGCCCUACAAGUCACCCACUCACGCUGGGGGACUGUUUGCGAUGGACAGGGAGUUCUUCCUCUCUCUAGGAGGAUACGACGAGGGUCUUCUAGUGUGGGGGGGUGAGAACUUUGAACUGAGCUUCAAGGUCUGGCAGUGCGGGGGGAGUAUCGUCUGGGUGCCCUGCUCUCAUGUGGGCCACGUCUACAGAGGAUUCAUGCCGUACAAUUUUGGAAAGCUUGCACAGAAGAAAAAGGGACCUCUCAUAACCAUUAAUUACAAGAGGGUCAUUGAGACGUGGUUCGACGAGAAACAUAAGGAGUUCUUCUACACUAGGGAGCCCCUCGCCAGGCUGUUGGAUCAUGGGGACAUCAGUGAACAGCUCAAGUUCAAGGAGAGGAAGAAGUGCAAGAACUUUCAGUGGUUCAUGGACAAUGUGGCUUAUGAUGUUUAUGAUAAGUUUCCAGAAUUGCCUCCCAAUAUUCAUUGGGGUGAGCUCAGAAGUGCUGCCACUUCAGCUUGUCUUGACACCAUGGGACAGGCACCUCCUACUUUGAUGGCAACUUCCCAUUGUCAUGGGUAUGGAAACAAUCAGCUUGUCCGGCUUAAUGCCAAGGGACAGAUGGGUAUUGGGGAGAGGUGUGUUGAGGCCGAUAGCCAGGGAAUUAAACUCGCUUUCUGCAGGCUGGGAACUGUCGAUGGACCCUGGGAGUACGAUGAGAAAACCAAGACACUUCUUCACAGAGUUCACAGAAAGUGCGUGGCUUUUCAUCCACAAACUCAUCAACUUUCUCUCAUGCCGUGCGAUGUUAAUAAUGUUUAUCAGCAGUGGAGUUUUCACCAGAUACGUCCUGACUGGUGAAAGUGGGGAUCAUUGUUGAACAGAUUUUUAAUAUUGAGUACUUAAAAUUAGCUGUGAAGUUUUCGAGGAUACGGACUUUUGGAAGAGGUGGGAAGGUCGAUAUUUGGAGAAUUAUGAGAAUUAUUUUGAAUAGUUGGAGGAGUAUAGUCACUAUUUACGGUUAUCUGUUGGGGUUUUGCGGGACUUUUUCAGUACUGCUUUUGACAAUUUAAUGGAGGAUAUUAAACAUUUUUUUCCAUUUUUAUAACUGACGAGGGUUUUACAAUUUUCUCCAAUAUCUCAACUUUUUGAAGAGAAAAUCAUGUUGAGAGCUAGAAAAUGUUGGAUUCUAUCCCUUUGUUUCUUUAGGUUAAUAGAAAUUUGUAAUUUUGAUAGACCUAGACUAAAUGGAUUAAUCUUCCUGAUUUUUCUGAUACUCGUAGGUGCUAAAGACAUUCCACGAAGUGAUUCCGCCUGAUUCCUAAACCAGUCUUUACACGUCGUAAUUUUGCGAGAUUGUUUACCCCAGAUCUUCCACUUGAUAGAAAUUACAGUUUUGAAAUCAGUUCAACUCUGGGUAUACGAUUUAUGAACUCUCUGAUGAUUAGUGAAUCAUUGACUUGUGCCGAAUUGAUAUAAUUGUACUAGCAAAUCAAACAUUCUACAACAAUGAAAUCAUUAAACUAGACUAAUAUCUAGAUAUAAAUUCAAUGAACAAUUUUGAACAAUGGAUAUUUCUAUGGAUAUCUGUACGCCAGAACUAACACAUAAGUUUUUAUAUCCGAAUAUAAAAAAUGACUGACUCAAAUUUAUUUCAUCUAUCUGUUAAUUCAUUCACACCGAACUCAUGUAAUUCUACAUGCGAGCAGUGACUAUUUUAUUACAAAAUAAACGAUGUUUAUAUUUA
Diachasmimorpha longicaudata is the source of this 2821-nucleotide messenger RNA. RefSeq names its product N-acetylgalactosaminyltransferase 7 (gene Pgant7). The transcript has 2 exons. Gene Ontology annotation, cellular component: Golgi apparatus. The record is from RefSeq and is a predicted model, not a curated record. Gene Ontology annotation, biological process: protein O-linked glycosylation. Gene Ontology annotation, molecular function: polypeptide N-acetylgalactosaminyltransferase activity. NCBI's taxonomy places the organism in Eukaryota, Metazoa, Arthropoda, Insecta, Hymenoptera, Braconidae. The coding region runs from base 190 to 1935 and encodes 581 amino acids.